AUGUCCAAUUCACAAGGUGUCACUGAGAAUGCUAGGUGGACCCAAGAAAAUGUCAACCUUUUUGUUGAGUUAAUGGUAGGAGAGGUUAGGAAGGGGAAUAGGACUACUCAAACCUUUAACAAAGCAGGUUGGAGAAACAUUUCGAAUGAAUACAAAGCAAAAAUUGGUAUAUCUUAUACUAUGCUCCAGUUGAGGAAUAAAAUGGCAAAACUGAGGCAGGAAUAUAGCAGUUUCAAAAAGUUGAUGGAUACAACUGGAUUUGGGUGGAAUAGCUUGACACGAACUUGCACAGUCGAUGAUGAAUCUAUAUGGGAAACACACAUACAGGCAAAUCCUAAAUGGGCAAAGUUCAAGAAGUAUGGUCUUCCACAAUGGCCUGAACUGUGCAUUAUAUUUGGAGACACUUAUGCAAGUGGUGAUGGGAAUGUAGGUAGUCGUAAUGCUGUGUCAUCAAAUGUUGACUCAAGGAGUAUGGAGAAUAUGGAUGAGGAGAUUGGGGAAUCUAGUGAUGCUGAGGAAGUCGAUCCAUUUGUAGACUCUGAACCUGAAGCUACCCCCAUACAUACACCAACCCAUUAUCAUAAUAGGACUCCAAAUACAAAGAGAAAAAGAAGGGGAAACUCUGAUUUAUCAAUGGCUUCCAAGGCCAUUCAAGUGAUGGUCAAAUCAAGGUUGGAGAGAGAUGCUAGUUUGUCUACCACAUCCAAGAAUACUGAAAUGCAAUUUAGCAUUGCUAGGGCCUUAGAGGUACUAGAGACAGUCAACAAUGUAGAUGAAGAAUUAUAUGAGAAGCCAGCUGUCAAGAUAAUGGCAGACCCGCAAUGGAGAGAGGCUUUCAUUUCAUGCCCUGCACACCGCAAGAUCAUAUUUCUUAGACUUCUUUAA
Molecule: messenger RNA, 885 nt
Organism: Telopea speciosissima
Lineage: Eukaryota; Viridiplantae; Streptophyta; Magnoliopsida; Proteales; Proteaceae
Product: L10-interacting MYB domain-containing protein-like
Exons: 2
Coding region: 1-885 (294 amino acids)
Source: RefSeq, a predicted model, not a curated record